This is a messenger RNA of Suricata suricatta (meerkat), 839 nucleotides long. It is a transcript of the gene HYI, whose product is annotated as hydroxypyruvate isomerase (putative). Lineage: Eukaryota; Metazoa; Chordata; Mammalia; Carnivora; Herpestidae. The transcript is spliced from 8 exons. The record is from RefSeq and is a predicted model, not a curated record. Gene Ontology annotation, biological process: glyoxylate metabolic process. Gene Ontology annotation, molecular function: hydroxypyruvate isomerase activity. The annotation marks the transcript as partial.
GGCAGCUCGGGCUUCCAGGCAGCCGAGGUCGCCUGGCCGUACUCGGAGUCACCCGAGGCGCUGGCGCGCGCGGCGCGGGAAGCGGGCCUGCGGCUGGUGCUGAUCAACACGCCCUCUGGGGACCGAGAGAGAGGAGAGAUGGGGCUGGGGGCCGUUCCCGGGAGGCAGGCGGCCUUCCGAAAGGGGUUGGAGCAGGCAGUGCUGUACGCCAAGGCUCUGGGCUGUCCCAGGAUCCACCUGAUGGCUGGCCGAGUGCCCCAGGGUGCUGACCGAGCAGCAGUCAGGAGUGAAAUGGAGACCGUUUUCCUGGAGAACCUGAGGCACGCGGCUGGGGUCUUGGCUCAGGAGAGCCUCGUGGGACUGCUGGAGCCCAUCAAUACCCGAGUCACUGACCCUCAGUACUUCCUGGACACACCCCAGCAGGCGGCAGCCAUCCUACGGAAGGUCGGAAGACCCAAUCUCCAGUUACAGAUGGACUUAUUCCACUGGCAGAUCAUGGAUGGCAAUCUGACAGGAAACAUCCGGGAGUUCCUGCCCCUUGUUGGGCACGUGCAGGUGGCACAGGUCCCAGGCCGGGGGGAGCCUGACAGCCCCGGAGAGCUGAACUACUCCUAUCUCUUCCAGCUGCUGGAGGAUGAAGGCUACAAGGGCUUUGUGGGCUGCGAGUACCAGCCUCAAGGAGACACGGUAGAGGGCUUGAAUUGGCUUCGUUCCUACUGGGAUAGGCGGGGCCGCCCACAGGCUGGCCAGUGAGGUCCCGCCCUGUGCCCAUGUGCCUCUGCGGGACAGUGCGCUGAGCAUCCCGAAUCUCCCGAACUAAAGACCACCUGCUGACCAUU